Messenger RNA from Cynara cardunculus var. scolymus (artichoke), 1365 nucleotides. Its product is annotated as delta(12) fatty acid desaturase DES8.11-like. Bases 59 to 1174 code for a protein of 371 amino acids. Gene Ontology annotation, biological process: lipid metabolic process. The record is from RefSeq and is a predicted model, not a curated record. NCBI's taxonomy places the organism in Eukaryota, Viridiplantae, Streptophyta, Magnoliopsida, Asterales, Asteraceae. The transcript is spliced from 2 exons. Gene Ontology annotation, molecular function: oxidoreductase activity.
ACCAAUCCAAGAUUCAACAGCUCACACCAAGGUUUUAGGGUUUUGAAAUCAAUCAACCAUGGGAGCUGGUGGCCAAAUGAAGACGGAGGAAGACAUCCUUAAACAUGUUCCCGUUUCGAAACCUCCAUUUGGGAUUUCUGAUCUCAAGAAAGCCGUUCCACCACACUGUUUCAAACGAUCUCUUAUACGCUCGUUUGGCUCCUUCUUCCGGGAUCUUAUCAUAAUCUACACCUUCUAUUAUCUCGCAUCCACUUACAUUCCUUUGCUCCCUCCAACCCUUUCGUACGUAGCAUGGCCUCUAUACUGGUUUGCUCAAGGUAGUAUUCUAAUGGGGUUUUGGAUCCUAGGCCAUGAAUGUGGUCAUCAUGCCUUCAGUGAGUACCAGUGGGUAGAUGAUGCCGUUGGUUUCUUCAUCCAUUCUGUUUGCCUCACGCCAUACUUCUCUUUCAAAUACAGUCAUCGUAGCCACCAUGCCCACACAAAUUCCAUCGAGUACGACGAGGUAUACAUCCCAAAGCGCAAGGCCGAUACCUUCUUCUCCGAGUUUCUGAACAACGGACCUGGCAACGUGUUCACUCUCAUCCUAAGAACCACUCUUGGUUUACCCUUGUACUUGAUCUUCAACACUUACGGUCGUGAUUACAAUGGAUUUGCAAACCAUUUCUUACCACAAAGUGGUAUCUUCAACGACCGUGAGCGUGGCCAGGUUGUGCUCUCAGAUGUCGGAAUCGCUGCGGUUCUCUACGCGCUGUACCAGCUCUUACUAACACAAGGCUUAAAAACGACAAUUUUCCUUCAGGGAAUUCCAUUAUUUGUGAUGAGUGGCUUCUUCAUCUUCUUAACUUACCUAAACCACACUCAUCCAGCAAUCGCUCACUAUGACUCGACUGAAUGGGACUGGUUAAGAGGUGCUUUAUCCACCAUCGAUAGGGAUUUUGGAAUCUUGAACAGGGUUUUCCACAACGCAAAUCACACUCAUGGCAUCCACCAUUUGUUCCCGACGAUUCCACAUUACCACGCAAUCGAGGCUCGAGAGGCGGUGAAGCCCAUCUUAGGUGAGUACUACAUGUAUGACGAUACUCCGAUACUGAAGGCGAUGUGGAGAGACACAAAGGAGUGCAUCUACGUAGAACCAGACGAGGAGAAAAAGGGUGUUUACUGGUAUUACAAGUAGUACACCAUGUCCAUGGCAAUGGGAAUUCGCUACAUCUUGAAACGUAUAUACAUUCUGACUUGUAUCCUAAAUGCAAUUAUGAUCUACAACAUAUAUGCGUACAAGUAUUGAGUGUAUUUUGGUACCAUUCAGCUCCACGUCUUUGUAGACAUACAUAUUAUCUAAUAUAAUAAAGUGUGAAUUUUGUAUUA